Erigeron canadensis is the source of this 474-nucleotide messenger RNA. RefSeq lists its product as uncharacterized. The record is from RefSeq and is a predicted model, not a curated record. The transcript has a single exon. Bases 1 to 474 code for a protein of 157 amino acids. Lineage: Eukaryota; Viridiplantae; Streptophyta; Magnoliopsida; Asterales; Asteraceae.
AUGGAACAAAAUUUACCAAUAAUCACUAAGAAAGUAUGGAGGUUGGUGCGUGUGAUGUUCUUCAUGUUGAAGAAGGGAAUUGCCAAACGAAAAUUUUUACUUGACCUUAACACGAUGAUGAAGCGCGGCAAGAUCACUGGCAAGGCCUCAACGAUCCCCAGAGAAUACGAAUUUAGUUGUCGUGACACCCCUCCUUACCCGCUCUCUCUUUUUUCUACUAACAAGAAACACCAAAACAAACGCACCCCCUUUGCUACUUAUUGUAAUCCACCUUUGGUUGUGGACGAUUGUGAUGACAUAAUUAUAAAUUCUGCUGUACUUAAAGCACUCGGUAGGGAGGCUCCCGUGGUUGAUGAACAACUGAUGAAAAUGGACUCACCAGCAGCAUACGAUAAUGAAGAUGAUUGUGUAGACGAGGCCGCUGAGAACUUCAUUAGGAGGUUCUAUAAUGAUCGGAUACGUACUGAAAACUAA